Messenger RNA from Cyphellophora europaea CBS 101466, 1341 nucleotides. RefSeq lists its product as uncharacterized. NCBI's taxonomy places the organism in Eukaryota, Fungi, Ascomycota, Eurotiomycetes, Chaetothyriales, Cyphellophoraceae. The record is from RefSeq and is a predicted model, not a curated record. The transcript has 3 exons. The coding region runs from base 1 to 1341 and encodes 446 amino acids.
AUGCCACUCAGCCUGACCGUCUUGCUGCUCAUCCUGCUAUCCUGCCUCCCAACGAUCUGUGCAGCAUCCAUUCAUCUACCACUGUCACGGCGGGGCGGUCGUUUCGCCAACCAUGAGCCUGCAAAGCUCGAUCUUCUCGCCAACACUCUCACACGAGUUGAGAAGAAGUACACUCAUACCCAUCGAAAACCCGAGCAUAACCAUCUUGUCCGGAAGUGGUCUUCCGGCCAUCAUGUUAUAGACGAUGACUAUCUGUUCACAGCUCCAGGACAUGACGGCGCUUGGUACGCCACACUUGCUAUCGGCGACCCUCCGCAGAACCUCGAAUUCGAUCUUGACAUGCUCGGUCCAGACCUCUACACUCUGAUGACCACAACAAGCGAAAACACUUUCAUACAUUCCCUCUGUAGCCAGUACUCUGAGCUUUUCGACCUUGAUGCACUUGCCAGCCCCGUCCGACUACAGCUGCCAGUCUGUAUCGCCCCUAAGACCUCCGCUCUCACGCUGCUUCCCUCUGGCAGCGUUCUUGGCCUUGGUCUUCCAGGAUCGCUCUCGCGUAUGCCCGGUGCCGAGUUUGUGAGCCAGCUUCGGAUGAGUGGGGUCAUUUCUGAGGCAAUCUGGUCUAUCACGAUCCUUGAUGCUGAAACAGGCAUUCUGAGCUUGGGCAGCACUCUCGCAGAAGUGGUGGAAGAAGCCAAGACACGUGCUGAGAUCGAGUUGCAGCACUAUGGGCACUCGCUAGCCACACCGGAAUGGGUCGAUGAGCAGCUCAACCUAAAACUCGAGGUGGCGAUGCCCGAGGGAUCGAAAUUUGAUCAGCACUUCAAAUGGUCCGACCUGUCUGGCGCAGCUGGGUGGUGGACCUCACUUAUGCCCGGCGUCUGGGUCAAUGGCGUCAAAGUGCUCCGAAAUCAGCCGGUACUCUUUGACGUUCAGUGCCCUUUCAUCCUGGCACCGCCAUCGGCUGUCAGUCGCUUUUAUGACUCCAUUGGGGGUAGCAUGCGUCUCCCAGCUCCUCAUGAUAACUUCUUCGCCUUCCCCUGUCUCAACCAUGUCAGCAUUGUUCUCGAGCUUGGUGGAUGGAACUUUCCGUCCAUAUCUGGCGAGACAUCGAGGGCAGAUACCCUCCAUGGUCCUGCCGGGGGGCGUUUCAGCCUGGGGAAGGCGGGUAACGGCACGGGCCACUGCAUUGGAGCUGUGGUCGAGACUAGAAUGGAGUCCAGACGCGAUUGGGAGGAGAGUGGUAUGCGCGGGACAUGGGUCUUAGGGGAGCCCUUCUUCAGGAGCAUGGGCGUUGUCUUCGAUGCCACGAACCAGCGAAUUGGCUUUCGGUCAUACUGA